Molecule: messenger RNA, 9381 nt
Organism: Anopheles funestus (African malaria mosquito)
Lineage: Eukaryota; Metazoa; Arthropoda; Insecta; Diptera; Culicidae
Gene: hob
Product: protein KIAA0100
Exons: 7
Coding region: 455-7681 (2408 amino acids)
Source: RefSeq, a predicted model, not a curated record
UAGGAUAGAGGAUUUAAAGAAAGCGGUACAAUUUGCUUUGUCAAACAUCUUUCUCGGAAGAUUUAACUUUCAAAGACAUAAAGGAAGAGAGCGAACGUGAAAAUGAUAGCGGAUCAUGAGUAUGCUGAACAUGUAUUCUUUCUUCCCUGUCUGGAGAAAAAAAGCAAAAGCCGGCAUAAACAUGAAAACAGCUGAUUCGCAUUUGUAUACUAGUAUGUCGAUGUGUGAGUGAUGGUGAUGGAGAUGGGUGUGUGAAUCCAUAUGACGUUUACAUUUGGAGGAAAAUGCAAAAAAAAAAUCACAAUUGUCAAAAAUUUGUUGAGCAGAUAGGAGAAAAACAAUCGGGCUGCACUGCGGGGAAAGAAAAAGGUUAAUUUAUCACAUUUAGAUUGUAAAAUCGAUUUUGUAACAUUGUGUUAAAGCUUCACCCCAAGGUGGCAAUGGUGCAUAGAUCAUGUUGAACUUCUUCUACAUAAUAAUAUUUUGUUCUCUCGCUUAUCUUGUUUUAACAUGGCUAAUACCAAAAUUGAUUGGAUUCGUGCUGAAAAAGUUGUACAAUAUAGAAAUUAACGUAGGUCGCAUCAGUUUGCCCUUUUCGAUACGUGAUGUGACCAUUUGCAAAAGCGGAUUUUCAGUACAGAUCGAUGAAAUUAGUCUGCAAAGUAGUUUCGUCAAUUCGGACGUUUCGAAGCUGCUGUCCAUUAAUGUGCGCGAUGUACGCAUCAACAAGGAUAUCAACAAACCGCCCGCUGGAGGAGGCGGAAAUGCAACAACCCCGGGUAGCUACGGUAAUCCGUCCGGAGCGGGUUACAGUAGCGAUUGGACCGGAUUUCAAGCAAAGGCGAAGUGCAACCCCCAACGGAAGCCGCUCGAUUUCCGGGAAAAGAAGGUACCGCCACGGCUACUCAAGUUUGCCCAAUUCAUGGCGGUACACAUAAACAAUGUUUCGGUAGCAUUGUUAAACAGUGCCCAGGAACCUGGCUGGUUGCUGCAUGCCACUGCCAAAGAGCUGCACCUUGACGGUAGUCUCGUGCACAGUACCAAAUCGUUGCUCGUAUCCGCAUCGCUCUGUGAUGCGCAGGCGAAGAUUCUGCGCCAUUGCAUAUCUACCCCGAAGAGACUGGAACGAUCGCGCAAAAUAUCCGAUCUUCCGCAACCGUGUCUCGGUGAGCUAAGUUUUGGUAUUGCACUGGAUGGAGUGCUGGUGGUGGAUGCACCGAUGUCGCUGGAAAAGCUCAGCCUCGCAAUGACAACGACCAAAGUGACGCUGCACGGUGGUUUGUACGAGUUCAUUAAGGAUACGCAGGCACAGAAACGCCGACAUCAGCUGUUUCUUCGACAGCAUGGCGUUCCGGAGACGGAACACGAACCGGACCGUUCGUUUGAGUCAAACGCGCAGGAAGAAUUUUCCCUGUACGAGUGGUACCAGCGGUUUGCGCCGGUUAUACCGAAAAACUUUUUCGUGAAAAUAGAAAACACCACCAUCAGUGCGGUGCGUGAAAACUCGUCGAAUGAUUUCUCUGCCACGUUGCACAAGUUUGCGGUGUCGAGCAAAUUUAGCACACCGCCGAUCACCAUCGCAGAAGAGCAUCAGCUGCCGUUGGUCUAUGUAGGGAUGCAGUUGCAGCAGCUCGAGAUCGACACGAUGCACGAGAAGCUGCUGUUUUUGCAGCAGUUUAGCGUGGAUUCAAAGCUGGAGGGUAGUUUGGUGAACAUUUACUCAAAGCUUUCAUCGUUUGUGCUGAUAUAUAACCAUCGUGAGAUUUACGGCUGGAUUAGCAAGAACUUUUUCACCGGUGAUCGUACAACUCGGCAGCUCAAUCCAAAAAGUUUGAAGCUAGCUGGAUUGGCGGCACAGUGCAGAACAAGACGAACGUCCGCCGGCGGUUCAAAGAUGCUGGAAGACUUCCUGAAGCGUAUCGUCAUCAAGGGCUGUGCCGAGCUGUGGGAUGUAACGACCGUCUUCCGGUUUGGCCCAUCGCAGGUUUCCUCCAUAUGUUGCAAUCAUGCCAAACUGUUGCUGGAACAGUUUGCUGAAAAGCGUAGCAAGGUGUACGAUAGUCGAAUGUUGAACUUACUGCUCGAUCGUAGACACUGGAGUACUGAGUUGCUAAUUGAAUCCGUCUGGUGGUCACUUAGUUCGAACAUUUCACACAAAGAAAAUGCCCAAAGCUUGAAGAAGGGGCAUAUACGCGGCAGUCCCUUCUACGUAGCGAUGAGUUUGUGUAAACUGAGCAGUUACGGUGAUACGACCAAGCUGGACUUUUCGGUGCACACAUUUCGAGUGGAGUAUAGCCCAACGCUGGCAGAUUAUUUGGUGAACGCGAAACGCUGCCUGGAGCAAUACCGUUCGACGACAACGACGAACACAAGGCAGCAAUCCGCACGCGACACUCAUACACAUUUGGCGGGCAAGGAACGCCGAGGAUCGCUGGCUACGAUUGAUUUAGUGAUCACUGCACGCGUGACAGAUAUUUCUGGAUUUUUCUUCAAUCAGCACGAAACGUGUAUGCUGGCAAACUUGAACGAGCUGACCGUGGGGAAGACGGCUAUGAAGAAUUUUAUCCGCUUCGACAGCUUCCAGAUGGAGAUACUGGAUUUCCGGCACAUAACUGGCUGCGAGUAUGGUUCGGCCGAGCUGCAGAAUGUGUUUGCCAACGUGAAGGGCGUACGGGUGGAGCACGUGGACGUCGGAGGCGUACCGAAGGUAGACGUUUGGCUGCUAGAAGACGCGAUCGUGAUGUGGAAUACCAAUCUACAUAUGCAUAUUGUAACGCUGCUGCAAGAGAUGCGCCAGUUGAGGGAAAACUUGAAAACAAAAACACUUCCCGAACCUCCGUUGGAUUUACCCGUGGUAGAACCGGAAAGGUACGAAUCGGCAAGGAAAUCAUUUUUCCGAUCGAUGAUCCUCGAACUGUACGCCGAGGGAAGUGUGGAGUUUGGCAUAAAGAUCAGCGAACGGCACUCAAUGCAGGUGUUCGGAGAAAAUGCGCUCGUGCACCGGAAGGGCCAGUGGAUGCUGUCGAUCGAAAACAUUGUGAUCAAGAUCGACGAUCAGCACAUAUUCACCAUUAAGGACAUGGUGAUGGAAUCAUUGGAGCGGGUUGAGUUGCUAUGCCAGGAGCGGCAAAACUAUGAUCAUUUCCAGCUCGACUCCAACCGUGUCUGGGCGACAACCAUUGGUGGUGUGAAGGUGAUCUUCCCGUACGAGCACGAUUUCUAUGGUGCGAUAGUAAAUGAGCUCGUGUCGAUCUACAAGUGGUUGAAGGUGGUGCACAACUACAAGAAGAAACCGUUCACAAUUAACAGUCCAUUGCCGAGUGAUAUGAUAAUACAGAUAAAAGAAUUUUUGCUUGAAAUGAGCGACGAUCCAUUCGAGGUAAAGUUGCGCGACAAUUACGUGCUACUGCUGGACGAGUACCACGAAAGCGUCAAGCGGAAGGAGCUGUUUGAUCAAAAGAUUGCCCAACUGUGCUCGGAACGUCUGAUGCUGCCACCCGGUACGCUUGAGGAGCUAAACGCGAAUCUGAUAAAGAAAAAUUCAGAAAUUUACAUUCAACGAUCGAAGAAAAUCUCCGAAUCCGGUCCACCGCGUACCCGUCUCAUUGCCUGGAUUAUGACCGAUUUGGAAAUUAUGGCGAUGGCAGAUCCAUCACUGCACGGCGCAGACAAUGCGGUUCGUUGGUUGCGCAUGCUAGACCCGGAAAGCCCGUGGCCGGACGAGGGUAUCGAGUUCGUGACACUGUGGGUGCGUGCCGUCAACAUCGGGUGCAGCGAGUGGAAGUUUAUGUUGCGCGACUACCCCCAGCCAAUGUUUCACGUGAAAGCAAUGCAUCUGUUUGGGACGCUAGCGGGCGCUGAAAUGGCACCGCCAAGACGCGCCAAGCGUGACGUGGAGAUCGAGCUGGGCGAACCGUUCGGGACGCACACAGUACAGCGCAGCAUGACGUCGAUAAAGUUUUAUCACGAUUUCAACUGGGAGCUGGAGUAUCUAGCGUACGCGUUCGGACCCUGCUGGGAACCGGUGAUGGCGCAGUGUAAUCUAAUGAUGGAGAAAAUUUCUGCCCCGUCACGCGAUCCGAGUCCACCGUUGCCAUUCUGGGAUAAGAUGCGAUUGCUAAUGCACGGUCAGUUAUCGAUCAUCGCAAAGCAGUUUACGAUUUUGUUGCAUGCCUCGCUGGAUCCGUACAACACCACGGAGGAAAUGGAGCUUACCUGGAACAACUGCGGCAUAAUGUAUUCGAAUGCGCGCCUAAUGUUUAAGGGUGAUCUGAAUAUCUAUGUGCGAACGGCGUCACGGUAUGACGAUUGUAGGUUGCUUCAUCUGCCUAACUUAAAGCUGACGUUCAAGCUGAACUGGGUGUGCCUGGCGAAUCCGAACGAUCAUCAUGCGGUCGUGCCGUGUGCACCGGAUAAGCUGCCCGAGUACAGCAGCAAUCAAGUGCACGAUUCCUUCCGAGCGUUUCGUUCGCAGCAUCUGAACAUAUGGGUGUCGUUUGAAAUCAAGCAAAACGCUAUGUCGGAUUACGAUAUUCCCAAUCUGGUGCUUUACGGCAGUACACUGCGGUGGUUCGAAAGCUUAAAGCUAAUCCUUUCCGGGGUUACGCGUCCGACACGUCGCGGACCGGUGUUUAACAAUGUGCGUCCGAGGAAAAAGCAACUGAGUCGCCAUUAUCGCAAAGCGAACCUUCAGAUGAGUUUGCACCGGUUUCAGAUAUUUUACUGGAUGUCGCACGCAUUGAAUCGUGGCUUUCAGCUAAGCGGAGGAAGAAUUACGUUUAGUUCGGAGCACACACUAACACUGUUACCGAUUGACGAUGGAUUGAUCCAUCGCCCACGGGCCGACUGGUCGGUUAUGUAUAUGAACUGUGAGCUAAACGAUGCCGAGAUUUGGCUGCGCACGACACAAAUCAGCAACGAGCAGCAACAGCAGCAACGCACCGAUACAAGCUCGGAAAGCCUUUCGAACGCUAGCGGUGACAUCUAUCGGUAUUAUUUCCUGAGCGUCGCGAGGGUUUCGUACGGCCGGGAAGCAUUGCUUUCCACCAAUGGGAACGAGCGUGAAAAGGACACGCCAACGCACAAGCUCGUGGUGUACGAUCUGAAGGGUGCAUGGACCAAAGACAACAGAGAUGUUGCGUUCGCACUGUUCGAUUCGCUUGUUAAGAGCCAGAAGUUGAAAAAUAACCUCGCUACGGAAGCGUUGAAGUGUUUCCGCAAAGAAGGUGGUACCGCGGGUGCGGGUACCGGCAGUGGUUCGACAGGAGGCGGUGGAUCAACGGCAGCAGGCGGAGCGGAUCUGGGAACACCGUUUAAAUCGAGAAGUACCGGGCAAGAUCUGCAUCAGGGUGGUGGCGGUGUAGCAGGAACCACUAGCAGCGGAGGCCACCUAAGUGCGAAGGGAAAAGCGCAACAGUCCAGCGAUAGUAUGGCGAUGUUGCAGCAGCUGAUACAGGAAGCGGACCAUAAACCUUUGGUAUACAGUGAUGAUCAGUCGGCGCAGACGCGCCAGCAACAGCUAAAGGGCCUGCAAGCAUACCAGGAGGGUGAUGUGCUGCACUACAACUGGGCGAUUUCGCUGGUCAACUCACAGGUGUUGUUGAAGGGCUGCGAAACGUCCGGGUAUGUGAUACUGAGCGCAGCUAAGGCGGAGAUCUUGCAGCGUGUUCAUCGACCGGUAUGGCGAGAUCACACGAUCGUUUCGAAAACGACGUGGGUCGGGUCGCUGGAGUGCAUGCAGUACUACGCAACGGUGAGUGCGAACGAGGGUGACUCGCAUGAGAUGGCCGAAAUUAUGUGGCUCACGGUGGACAACAUCCAGGAGAAGGAUCGUGACGCGCCGGUCGUAAUUAGUGAGCUGCCCGAUCUGCCACAUCUCGUGGGCAGUGGGCAGAGCGUCGGUGGAGUCGUAUCCGAGACGGUUGGAGUACUUGGCGAGAGCAGCUACACCAGUGGACAGAAACCACCGAUUCAGCUGCAGCGCAUCGUGUCGCGAUGUAAGUGUGAAUUUUUCUACGUCAGCUACGGUGAUACCAGCAUCGAUCCGGGCAUGAUCAGUGAGGUACCGCCACCGCCGGUCGAGGAAUCGAUGAGCCCGUGGGAAAAUCAGGACGAACCGGUAGAUGCGUUCACGCUGAUGCAUCACGACCUGGACGUGUGUACGAACUCGCUCCAGUAUGCGAUGAUACUGGACAUCGUGAACAAUUUGCUGCUGUACGUGGAGCCACAGCGCAAGGAAGCGCUGGAACAGCUCGCCCGGAUGCGCUUCCAGCUGCAGCUAUAUAGUAGCGAGGAUCAGAAGCGACCGAUCCAGCAUCUGCAGACAGAGAUCCGAAGUUUAAUGUCACGCAUCCGAUGUCUGGAGAAGGACAUUCAUUUUAUCACGAAGGCACGCUUGGAAGAAGGAGACUCGGAGGAGUUGCGAGUUGAGUUCGAGGAAGUGCACAACUCCAUCCUGUACUUCAAGGAGCUGCUGACGACGAAAAGCGACGAGCUGGAUAUGAUGCUGUCGUGCUACAACGAAGCACAGCUGUCCGCAUCGAACCGUUUGGCAACGUUCCGCAAGGACAAACCGGUCACGAUCGUACGUGCGAACGAAAUCUGCUUCAAGCAUGCCCAGUGGCGUCUGACGGAGGCGGACGGUCAAAUCGGUAUUGCCGAUCUCAUCCUGAGUAACUUUUUGUACACGAAAAACUCGAAGAGUGAUGAUUCGGUGGACCAUCUGCUAGAGCUGGGCUAUAUUAGGAUAAGCAAUUUGAUACCGCGCGACAGCUAUACAGAGGUUCUUUGUCCGACCGAAAUUCAGCGUGACAUGCCGGUGGAGCAUAAGCGUGUGUUGCGGGUAUUCUGUCGCGAGAAACCACCGGUUGGCGGAAUCUCCGUGAAGGAACAUUUUGAGAUUAACGUCGUUCCGAUCACGAUACAAAUCUCGAAGAAAUUUUACAAUACGAUGCUAAAGUUUUGCUUUCCCGAUCGCGACGAAGCGGAUGCAGCCGAUGAGCUUGAUGCGAGUGUUGACGGCAGUGGUUCGGUCGCUAGUACAAGCGGCAGUGGGUCUUCCGUGGCCGUGAAAGGAGGCAUUAGAAAAACGAACUCAUCUUCGUUAGCUGGUGGUGUUGGAAGUGGCGGUGGCGCUAGUGGUAGCGGUGGUGGUGGUGGCGGUGGCAGUGGUGCAUCCGCUUCCUCGAGCAGUUCCAUUUCCACCGCAGGUGGAUCGAAAUCUUCCGCCGGCGGUGGCAAAAAGGCUUCCAAGGAUAGCAACUUUUACGUGCGCAUCCAGGACGAUGUGGAAAAGAUGAAGGAGCGGGCAGAGAAGAACAAGCUGUUUAUCUACAUCAAGAUACCGGAGGUACCGGUCAAGGUAAGCUACAAGGGCAAUAAGGAGAAAAAUUUCGAAGACAUCACGGACCUGGCACUGUUGAUACCGACGCUCGAGUAUCAUAACGUUACGUGGACCUGGCUUGACCUGUUGCUAGCAAUGAAAUCGGACAGUCGACGUGUUCUUUUAUCGCAGGCAAUAAAGCAAAAGCUAAAACUGAAGAAAGCCCUUGUUGACGAGCAACCAUCACCGCAGGAAGAGGAUAAGGCUAAGAUGCUGUUCGGCAAUCGUCAUGCGCGUGCUCGGAAUAAGCCGGAAAACAAAAGCCUUCGCAAGGGUGUAUUUAAGUUUUCCAAAUCAUAAGGAAAGGGUGUAAAUCCGGAUAAAAAACGGCAAGAAACAUCACCAGAAUAAGGGAGUUUAAGGAAUAAGACAAAAGUACGCUUCAGAUUCGUCAAAUUAUAUUCUUCACAUUAUAUAUGAAAUCAAGUGAUCCUCUAAUAUCAUUUAUCACUCUAAUUAUCAGUAUGUACCAAGUUCGGGUGUGAUUCCCAAGUGCAAUCAUCGAACCAUAAAUGUAAUUUUAAUGAAGACCCAAGUUUCAUCAUACAAAAUGAGAAUAGUUUCAAGAUAACAGGGGAAUCCAGUGAACAGAUAGAUUUUUACAUCAAAUCUUCAAUGCUUUGCAGUUUGUUGAUAAGAAACCACCAUCUGUGGCAUGGCCAAUAAGUGGGCGAGUGAAGGACAAGCGUAGCCAGUGACGUUUUCAUAUAGGGAAGAACAUAUAGUGCAAGCUUUAAAGGCACCACAUCAGGAUUAUUUACAUUUUAUUGAUGUAAGUGUGAGAUUAUUUAUGUUUUCGAUAAAGCAUUUUCUUGUUUUUUCUAUCUUAUUUAUAUCCGCGGACCAAUCAGGUGCGUUCUGGAAGAAUGAUUUCACGACUUUGUGUUGCAGUUAUUUGUUGUUAGUAUAGCUGUUUGUGUAUUAUUUAUGGUAACCGUAUUUACGGCACGAAACUGUGCAAUGUGGUUCACGUUUUAUUUCAAGUCACGACGAUUAUGCUACUAAUGUGCUUCUAUGUUAUACCAGAAUGUGCUUUGUUACCAUUGGAUUAACUUAGGAGUAGAAAUAAAGCGAUUACUAGUAGCAUACACAGAGCGGGCAGAGUUAAAAGGGUUUUAAGGUUAACGACAGGCAUGUUUGUGUUUGAACAAGAGAAUGUUAGUUGUUUGUACAAGAAAGAAAAGAAUGGAGCAAUGUGCGAGUGCUGAAGAUGCAACAAAGGUUCUAAAUAUUCCGUACCAAAGUUUUCAAACAGUGUUGCUUUUUAUUUUUUAGUAUCCUCCAGAAUUCCGUUUUGUACAUAUAUCACGUGUAGUGUAAUUUAAAUUGCUGAAAAAAUGUACUUACCAACACGUAUUCCAAACAUAUUCUCAAACAAUUACGAAAUCAAUCUUUGGUACACUGUUUGAACAGAAACAUAAAGAAAAAACAAUUUUAUUCAUCCAAAAAAGUCAAAGAGGUCAGUUAUGACGCUGACGAAUUUGUGCAAAUUAAUAGAUAAAAGUAAAACCCCUUUUUGAAAUCGAUCAUGGGACAGGGAAGCAAAUGUAAUUUUGUAUCACUAAGCAGUAAAUAGUAAAUAUACAAUAUACAAAUAAAUAAGUUACACUCUUGUUCCUACCCUUCCUGCGGCGUAUACGGUGUACCGGUAAUAAUGGUACCGAUAAAACCGUUCCGCAAGAGGCGAACAGAGAGAUAGAGAGCAGCCUGUGCCGUUCUCAAAAUUUUCCUAAACAACUAUAGAGUUAACGUACCGCGCGCACUGUGCUGGGUGGAUCAGCGAAAGCCCGGUUUUUCUUAGGGAUGUGUAUAACAGUGGUGUUUGUUUUGCGGUUAAAAAAGUCAUAUAAAAAAAGAUCCCCCGGGGUACGCGGUCCAUGGCCCAGCUUCCAUCACAUACCGGCAAAAUGUGUGUCGCGUGUAUAAACGUGUUACGAUUGUAUAUAAAGAACAUGAUUGUUAAAUCGUUGCGUAUGCUGCAUUAUAUUGUUGUUUUUUUU